GGAACGUACUCGGAGUCAGGGCGACUUUCAGAGAAGUCUGCCAUUGCCAAGACGAGACGCAGCCUAUUUAAGACAAUCACAUGAUUUCAUUGGGAGUCAAAAUGGUCCGCGGGGGUCGCUGGGUAGAGAGAGAGAGAACGGCAGAGUGAGAGAGAGAGAGAGAGAGAGAGAUAGGGGGGGAACUUGAAUUCUAUUCGGACUGUCUGAGUGAGGAAAAAAACGAAAAUGACUUGCCGGGAGAGAGGACUUGAGUUGAAGCAAUUUAACGCGUCUGGAUACUGGAGAUGAAUGGAGACCAAAGUGGCUUAACUGAAGAAGGCUGCAUGUGAAACUUGUUGAUGCUUCAUUCAUCACAAGUAAAAGCGCUGCUGUUGGCUGGUUUAUUUUUCCAAACGGCGGCUGUGUCAUUUAGGCUCUGCGAUCCACGGACAUGGCUUUCCUGCGCCUUUCUCGUGCAGAGUGGAGGAACUGGACGCGGUGGUUGCUCUUUUUGCACCUCUUUUGUUUUUUCACGCUGAGCAAAAGCGUGCUUUUGAAUGACGGUGCUGACAGUCUAGGAUAUCGACCACGAGCAUCGGAUCUGCUCCGAUCUCUCAACUUGCCUCAACACACAGAAUAUGAGAUUGUUUCUCCAUAUGAGGUCAAUCACCAAGGUCUCUACAUCUCUCAUGAAGUUGCUCACCAUCAGCGCAGAAGAAGACGCAGAUCUCUGACUCCAGAUGCAGGAUCAUCAAACAAUGGCAGUGAAACCGUCCACUUCCGGCUCAGUGGCUUGGGGCAGGACUUCCACAUGGAGCUGAGGGAGGCCUCGGAGAGCCUGAUUGCACCUGGCUUCACCAUCCAAGUCCUGGGAAAGAACGGCACCAAGAGCCUGAGGGCCUACUACCAGAACGACCUCUGCUUUUACCAGGGGUCGCUGAGGUCGGGGGUCAACUCCUCGGUGGCACUGUCCACAUGCAUGGGGAUGUCAGGUUUGAUCCGAACACAAGACGCAGACUAUUUCCUGAGACCGGUGCCAAGAAGCCUUGCCCAGAGAGAAAACUUCUCAGCACCCUUUAGUCACCAACCUCACAUCCUCUACAAGAGACAAAGGGAGUCUGAAACAGCGCAGAAAGGCCGCCGGGUGCUUCAGAAAAGAUCCACAGAUUCAUCUCCUCGCAGUCACUUCGUAACAAACACAGAAACCACCUUCAGCACCGUUCAUGAGGAUCAACACAGGGGCCUGCAGAAACAGCAAAGUAGCAUCAAUCCUCAUCGUCACGACAACAGCAGCAGCGACAGUCACGGCGAGCAUACGACGCAUCACCAUCACCAUGGUAGCCAUCGCCAUGACAACGACUACAGACAUGGGGAGAAGCAGAGGCAACACUUCUGUGGGAGAAGGAAGAAAUAUAUGCCCAAACCUCCAGAAGAAGAUGUUUUUAUCCUCCCAGAUGAGUACAAGUUCGUCCCCAGGAACAAAAGGGCAGCGCUGAUGAAGAAUCAGGCCAAUCAGAAGCUCAAUGUGGAGACUCUGGUGGUGGUGGACAGAAAGAUGAUGGACAACCACGGCCAUGAGAACAUAACCACAUAUGUUCUUACUGUACUGAACAUGGUCUCCAGUCUGUUCAAAGAUGGUACAAUAGGAGGGAAUAUCAACAUUGUGAUAGUGGGCCUCGUCCUCCUGGAUGAAGAUCAGGACGGUUUAGUGAUCAACCACCAUGCAGACCACACGCUGAACAGCUUCUGCCACUGGCAGUCCACUCUUGGAGGCAGAGAAGGCCGACACCACGACCAUGCCAUCCUCCUCACAGGACUCGACAUCUGCUCCUGGAAGAAUGAACCCUGUGAUACUCUUGGGUUUGCUCCUAUUAGCGGGAUGUGCAGCAAAUACCGGAGCUGCACCGUAAAUGAGGACACCGGUCUGGGUCUGGCUUUCACCAUUGCACAUGAAUCUGGACACAAUUUUGGAAUGGUCCAUGACGGUGAAGGGAAUGUCUGUAAAAAGUCAGAGGGCAACAUAAUGUCUCCCACAUUAGCCGGCCACAAUGGAAUCUUCUCCUGGUCUGCCUGCAGUCGCCAGUACCUCAGCCGCUUCCUCAAUUCUGCCCAGGCUUUGUGCCUAUCAGAUGAACCCAGAGCAGUCAAGGAGUAUCGCUACCCUGAGAAGCUGCCUGGCGAGCUGUACGAUGCCGACACACAGUGCAAAUGGCAGUUUGGGGAGAAGGCCAAACUCUGUACCCUCGACUUCAAGAAGGAUAUCUGCAAGGCUCUGUGGUGCCACCGAGUUGGGAGGAAGUGUGAGACCAAAUUCAUGCCAGCUGCCGAAGGUUCAGCCUGUGGCCCUGAUAUGUGGUGUCGUCGGGGCCAGUGUGUGAAGCAGGGCGACGAGGGUCCGAGGCCUCAGCAUGGACACUGGUCCGACUGGUCGUCCUGGUCCAGCUGCUCCCGAAGCUGCGAAAGUGGAGUCACCUAUCGGGAGAGGCAGUGCAACAACCCCAGGCCUAUGUAUGGAGGGAAGUUCUGUGAAGGCUCCUCCAGGUCGUACAAACUUUGUAAUACUGUGGAUUGUCCCUCCAACACCAUCGACUACAGAGCGCAACAGUGUGCUGAAUAUAACAGUAAACAGUUCAGAGGAUGGUUCUACACCUGGAGACCAUAUACUCGUGUGGACGAUCAAGAUGUAUGUAAGCUGUACUGCUUCGCUGAAGGUUAUGAUUUUUUCUUCGCCUUGGCCAGCAAAGUUAGGGAUGGGACACUUUGCUCACAGGACAGCUCCAAUGUCUGCAUUGAUGGACUGUGUGAGAGAGUGGGCUGUGACCGUGUUUUGGGCUCCACAGCUGUGCCUGAUGCUUGUGGGGUGUGUAAAGGAGAUAACUCCACCUGCAAGAUCUACAAAGGGCAGUACACAAAGCAGCAUUUUACGAACCAGUACUAUGGGGUGGUAACCAUCCCACCUGGAGCUCGGAGUAUCCGUGUGGUGGAACUAAAUACAUCCAGUUCCUACUUGGCUAUCAGAGACACCCAGAGACACUACUACCUUAAUGGCCACUGGACAGUGGAUUGGCCGGGACGACACCCCAUCGCUGGAACAAUCUUUGAGUACAAGAGACCUUAUAACAGACCAGAGAGCCUCAUAUCAGCCGGACCCACCAAUGAGACUCUUAUCAUAGAGAUAUUGUUGCAGGGCUGGAAUCCAGGCGUACGUUGGGAAUAUACUCUCAAGAAAACUGAUGACAAACUGAUGAAGAAUUACAUCAAGCACAAUUAUACAUGGGCCAUCAUACGCUCCCAGUGCUCAGCGACAUGUGCCGGAGGCCAAAUGAACACAAAGACAGCGUGCUACAGAGACUUGAGACUGCAGGUGAACAUGUCAUUCUGCAACCCCAGAUCAAGACCAGCUACUGGACUGAUACCCUGCAACACCCAACCAUGUCCUGCCAGCUGGUCUGUAGGAGAGUGGGGGGUUUGCAGCAGGAGCUGUGGAGGAGGGGAGCAGACACGGCAGGUCCGGUGUGUCCAGAGAAGCAGCCAGACCAACGUAGACACCCUGGCUGACUCUCAGUGUGCCCAGGCCGCCCCAGCCAGGAGACAGGCCUGCAACCCUCACAGCUGUCCUCCAGUCUGGAGCACUGGGCCGUGGUCUCAGUGCUCUCGUAAGUGUGGCAAUGGUUUGAAGAAGAGGACAGUGCUGUGUACGAGCACCAACCCAGGUGCCCAGACGCUUCCUGACAGUGUGUGUGCAGGUCUACCGAAACCUGCCAGUCAAGAAUCCUGCUUCAUCAAACGCUGCCAGAAGCAACGCAAGGUCCAGUGGUUUGUCUCCACGUGGCAAGAGUGUUCGGUAACGUGUGGUCGUGGCUAUCAAACACGCUUCAUCAAGUGUGCAGAGAAGGACACUGCAGGAAAAUACAGAGAACUUGCUGCCAAGAAAUGCCACCAUGUCCCCAAACCCACCGUGGAGCUCCAGAAGCCCUGCAUCCUGCCCGCGUGUCCCGUCCGUACAACCCCACCUGUCCACCGAUGGAGGACGCAUCAACGCACACAUCCAACCCAGCCACGACCUCAUCCUCCGCCUCGACCAGGGUGGCACUCAUCUCCUUGGUCUCAGUGCACAGUGACAUGUGGAGGAGGAGUUCAGGCCAGGACGGUCCAGUGUCUCGUCCAGGGGAAACCGUCUCCUGGCUGUUCCCUCCAUCUUAAACCCCCCAUGUCUCAGGCCUGCAACACCAACUUUUGUCCACAACCUGAGAAGAAAGACCUUGCAUGUAGGGAUUAUUUCAGCUGGUGCUACCUGGUGCCUCAGCACGGAGUCUGCAACCACAAGUUCUACGGCAAGCAGUGCUGCCAGUCCUGCUCCAAUUCAAACCUAUAAUUUUAUGAAGUGACUAAGUCUGGGACACAGACAGCUAGGUGGUUAGAUAGUCAACGGACUAUAUUUUGAUGUCCAUGCUUUUUGUUUGAAGCGUGUGGCGAGCACUGAAAAACAAAGUACGUUUCAAUGGAAGUGCGAGAGAGUUGCCGUGCCCUUUGUUCUCCCUGCGAUGCCGGACAUCUGGAUACAAGAACUUGAUGCUGACGGCACCACACAGGAAUGUGAUCAGGAAAGAAUAAAUAAAGAAGAGAAUAAUGAGGAGGAACUAGCAAAAUUGGAAUCUUGAUUAAAGCCAAUAGGACUGACAUGUCUGAAAGAAACUGAAAACCUGAAAAAGCCCAGCUUUGUUUAUAUACUGUAAGUGAACAGAUCUAUACCCAGGACACCAGCAUCUCCAGCCAGCCAAAGGCCACUGAUGGCAAACCUACAGAGAGAAACUGUUGAUGAGGUUUCAAGCACAACAUGUGAUACACCCUGGUCUGUGUUGCAGCUCUUGAUCAAUUGCUAAUCUGGGGACUGAUUAUGAAAAGGGAUGUUUCAAAGAAGCAAUUACUUAGAUAUAAUUUUACCCGGAGCUCGAUUAAAAACGGGUCAUUCAGAGUGGAGUUCCUCAAUAGCUGGACAAUAGCAGACGGCUCUGUCCUGUCAUAUAAGAGACAAAAAGGAAAGAAAACAAAUGAUUCAUACACGAGAGAACUAUUCUGAGAUCAGGCUGUCUGUGUGAACCGUCCUUCAUACUCAUUGGUGCUACAACUUUGUCUCACUGAUUUCACCAAAUCAAUGUGAAGUCCUCAAGUUUCAGGAAUGAACAAAUGAAUUAUGUGACCCGUGUACAGUAUUGUUUGUUUUAUUUAUUGGCUUUAGAAUACAGCAUUGCUGGAAGACUGUAUUAAUAAGCAUUAUAAAUAUGUCCUUUAUUACUCCACCCUAAACCCAGUACUUGGAUAUUUUGUAUUAUGUUUCAUUACAUGCUGACAAACUGCACCUUCUAAUGCAAACAAUUAUUUGAUUUUGAAAGAAAACAGAGGUUUGAAAAAACUUCUGUCAAGUUGAAAUCUUUAUCGGUAACCAUCCAUACGAGCAUGUUGUUUUAAAAAGUCACUGGUCCACAUUUUAUUACUUUACAUUAUCAUACAAGGCAGUCAUGCAUUGCAUUCAACGAUAUGGCACAAAAAUGCAUUACAUAUCAAUUAUGGUUUGAAAGCACUGAUGGACAAUGGCUAAUACUAUUACAAUGUGUUUUAUAUAUGUUGUGACAGCAACUCAACUGAUUUGAGUCCUUUUAGCUGUAAGUCUGACUGAAUUUCAUCUUCCAGGGGGUAGAAACUUUUAAACUCUCUAUGGAUUCUUGCAAAGUGGAAAAAGGCUCAGGAAGGAAACUUGAUCACCUCCGUCAUACUUUUUUGGCUGAAGUCUACAACCGGGCAUGUUGCUGUCAUCGUGCCCUGAGAAAGGAUCUGCCUUUCAGUGUAUUAUUAACAUCACUAUCGUCAUUGUUGCCCGUUUGCACCUCCAUGACAGCAGGGACUCGACUGUUCUUUUGUAUUUCUGUGCCUUUGUAACUUUCACAUGUAACAGCUGUAAUGUAUGUUUGUAAGUUUAAACAUACCUCCAUAAGUACAGUGUUUCCUUCUAUUUAUUGUCUUUCUUUCCAGCAUAUACACAAUUGUACAGUUUAUCAUUUAACGUACAUUAAACCCCCCCUGCAUUCCUUUGUUUGCUUUAAGAUGUCACCAAGCCAGGUUCCUAAUUACCCUAUGAAUUAAAACAAAAUUCUCAAGCAGU
Messenger RNA from Acanthochromis polyacanthus (spiny chromis), 6139 nucleotides. Its product is annotated as A disintegrin and metalloproteinase with thrombospondin motifs 16. Gene Ontology annotation, biological process: proteolysis; extracellular matrix organization. Gene Ontology annotation, cellular component: extracellular matrix. Lineage: Eukaryota; Metazoa; Chordata; Actinopteri; Pomacentridae. Gene Ontology annotation, molecular function: metalloendopeptidase activity. The record is from RefSeq and is a predicted model, not a curated record. The transcript is spliced from 24 exons. Bases 431 to 4354 code for a protein of 1307 amino acids.